Messenger RNA from Eurytemora carolleeae, 1017 nucleotides. RefSeq names its product cytochrome b-c1 complex subunit Rieske, mitochondrial (gene RFeSP). Gene Ontology annotation, cellular component: membrane. The record is from RefSeq and is a predicted model, not a curated record. The transcript is spliced from 8 exons. Lineage: Eukaryota; Metazoa; Arthropoda; Copepoda; Calanoida; Temoridae. Gene Ontology annotation, molecular function: 2 iron, 2 sulfur cluster binding; quinol-cytochrome-c reductase activity. Gene Ontology annotation, biological process: mitochondrial electron transport, ubiquinol to cytochrome c. Bases 36 to 863 code for a protein of 275 amino acids.
UAUAUUUUUUUUAUGAUUACGUUUCUACAGACAUAAUGCAGUCUGUUGUACGAGCAGCAAGUAUCGGUCAGCUGUCUAGAGCUACUGCUGUAGCUGUUCCCAGCAAUGUUGCUGGAGUAGCUGCUCCAGUCCCAGCAGCUGCAGCUCCUGUUUUAGUCCAACCAGCAGCAAUCCCGUUAACCAGCUUCUCCAUGGGUAAACUCCUAACUGGGAGAGAGGGACAGCUCAGGGUAUCUUCAGGAAUAGGGGUUGGAACCCAGAUCCGAAGCUACCAUGCUGGAAAUGUUGAGGUUCCUGAUUUCUCCUACUACAGACGAUCUGCCACCAAGGACCCCACCAGCAACAACAAGGCGACCUCUGAGAGUAGACAAGGGUUCAGUUACGUGAUGGCCGGAGGACUUGGAGUUCUCGGAGCUUACUCCGCUAAAUCCAUCGUAAACCAGUUCGUUUCAUCCUGGUCUGCAUCUCAGGAUGUUUUAGCGCUUGCAAAGAUCGAGAUCAAGCUGGCGGAUAUUCCUGAGGGUAAGAACAUGACCUUCAAGUGGAGAGGGAAACCCCUGUUCAUCCGACACAGGGGAGCAGAAGAGAUUGCUCAGGUCCGAGCUGUUGAUCCCGCUACCCUGAGGGACCCUCAGUCUGAUGAGGAGAGAGUAAAGGAUGCUGAAUGGCUGGUCAUCCUCGGUGUAUGCACCCAUCUUGGCUGUGUUCCUAUUGCCAAUGCUGGUGAGUUUGGUGGUUAUUACUGCCCCUGCCACGGAUCCCAUUACGAUGCUUCUGGAAGGAUUAGGAAGGGACCUGCUCCCCUUAAUCUAGAGGUUCCCGAGCACGAGUUCAUGGAAGACGGUAUCCUUGUUGUUGGUUAAACUCUGCUCCUUCCUCAUAGUUAACUUUGUACUGAUUUAUCAAUUGAUCGCUCAAGCUUGAUCAAUCGACUAAUCAAAACUAUUUAAUGCUAUCAGAUAUCACUUACAUUCAAAUAUACCUUGAACAAUUAGAUUAUGUGUUGGACAUUUCAGA